Scleropages formosus (Asian bonytongue) is the source of this 1909-nucleotide messenger RNA. It is a transcript of the gene slc50a1, whose product is annotated as solute carrier family 50 member 1. The transcript is spliced from 5 exons. Gene Ontology annotation, cellular component: membrane. The record is from RefSeq and is a predicted model, not a curated record. NCBI's taxonomy places the organism in Eukaryota, Metazoa, Chordata, Actinopteri, Osteoglossiformes, Osteoglossidae. Bases 509 to 1186 code for a protein of 225 amino acids. Gene Ontology annotation, molecular function: sugar transmembrane transporter activity. Gene Ontology annotation, biological process: carbohydrate transport.
CCACCCAUUUCCUUGUUUUCCAUGCCUUUCAUGUUAAUGAUAUUUUACAGGGAGCAAAUGGGGGGGGGAAGAAAAAACAAGAAUGGUGACAACCUUCACAUAAGGGCAGUGACGAAAACUUGACGACUGAGGUGCCUUUUCCUUGGUGCUCGCUAUUGUUGUCGAACCGGCACCCGGCUACCUGCCAAGAGGACUUUGACGCUCCGUUUGCCCACUGUGGGCCCCAACGUGAGGAGAUGUACGCUACGCUCACGCCGGCUUCUCCCAGCGCUGCCGUAGUGGAGCGACGUUCUGCUGCAGAUGCUGUUCGUUCCGGCAGCAGAGGACAAGGUCAUUGGUAUAAAAGGGAAAUAUGUGAGGAUUUUUCCAGUAACACGUCUUCAUCGGUGCCUGAGAUAUUUAAGAUACCACUACGGUACAGUGGAAUGUUGUUUUUUGCGAAGAACUCGUUUGUUCUUUUUUCAGCUCCUCAGCAUUUUGCAUUUCUUUUUCACAUAUUGAUUUCAUUAUGCUGCAAAUGGAUUCUCUGAACGACUUGGAUGAAAUGUGUAAUGGAUCCAGAAGCCAAGUCUUGUUCUCAGAAGUUAAUCUUCAGUUCACUGUGUCCUGCUCUCCUUUUCUUGUUCCGCGUUGCCUGUUGGCGUCGUUAACGUUGAGCUGUCAGCAAGUCAGCAACCUUGGCUGGUUCUACUAUGGGAUGUUAAAGAAAGAUGCUACCUUAGUGAUUGUCAACAGUAUUGGUGCCUCCCUGCAAUCACUGUACAUCUUGACCUACUGGCACUACACUAAAAACAGGAGACAUGUGUCAACUCAGACUCUGACUGGCAUCGCUGUCCUGUGUGCGGGAUGGCUGUACUUCAGCGUGAUCCUGGGUCAGGGAGACACCCGGCUAGCCCAGCUAGGCCUCGUCUGCAGUGUCUUCACCAUCAGCAUGUACCUGUCGCCACUGACUGACCUGGUGGAAAUUAUACGUGGCGGUUCCGUGGAGCGCCUGUCCUUCCCUCUCACUGUAGCCACCAUGCUCACCUCUACCUCCUGGACUCUAUAUGGCCUCCAACUUCAAGACUUCUACAUCAUGGUACCCAACAUGCCUGGCAUCUUAACAAGUCUCAUCAGAUUUUACCUGUUUUGGAAGUUUGCGUCAACUAAUCAAGACAAGCCCUCCUACAAAACGUUACAGAUUUGACUGUUUUAGGAGGAUUCCCCCAGUGCCUGUUUUGUCUUCAUGGUGACAUCACCCCUACCUUUUGGGAACUACCUGUCAAUAUGUUUGCAGAAGCGAAGACAUUGUGUUAACUAACAAAGAUGGAUCGGUCUUUCUUCUUCUUGUAUAGUUGAAAUGGUUCAGGUGGAAUUCAGCUCUUCGUACUCUUUAAUAUUAUUGGGAACCAUGGCCAGCAGUGGGACUGAAAAUGACAGUGGUACUUUGUGGAAUCCUGUUGGUGAAAUGAAAUGUCUUUGCUAAGUUGCUGUUACUGUUGUAACAAUCAAGUUUUUAAUUCUUAUUUUUAUAUACAUCUAUUUAAUAUAAUGGUGGUGCAAUGAAAUCUGAAAGAAAGUAUGAUGGGAAAGCAGAUCGGUGUUUGGUACAAAGGAUGAUGAAAAUACACAAAAUUUAUAUCUCUUGUCAGUGAUUGAUUUUUCUGAAUUGUAAGUCCCAAUAUUACAGAACUGCAUCAGUAAUACCCACCUCACCCCAAUAUAACAUGAAAGUCAAGUUGUAUAGCUAAAGGACAAGGAUUUGUGUGAGUUUUAUGUGGCUAUAUUUGUCCCCAUGAAUCGAUGAAGGUCAGUCUUUGCACGAAACUCAUUCUAUCAAAGUGUGAUACAUACAGGGUACAUGCAUGGCUAAAUGUAGUAGGAAUUCCAAAUUCCUUAGCAUUCUUUACAACUUUUGCACAGUGCUUAA